Molecule: messenger RNA, 498 nt
Organism: Pollicipes pollicipes
Lineage: Eukaryota; Metazoa; Arthropoda; Thecostraca; Pollicipedomorpha; Pollicipedidae
Product: ras-related and estrogen-regulated growth inhibitor-like protein
Exons: 3
Coding region: 1-498 (165 amino acids)
Molecular function (GO): GTPase activity; GTP binding
Source: RefSeq, a predicted model, not a curated record
AUGUCCGUGCAUCUGCGUCUGGACCGCGACACGUCCGUGCAUCUGCGUCUGGACCGCGACACGUCCGUGCAUCUGCGUCUGGACCGCGACACGUCCGUGCAUCUACACAGAGCCGUCACACAGAGACGGCCCGCCCUGACGGUGCGCUUUCUGACGAAACGGUACAUCGGCGAGUACGACCACCACGGCGACCAGCCGCCCUACAAGUACGAGCUGAUGGUGGACGGCGAGCCGGUGCUCUUCGAGCUGCUCGACACCUGCCCCAAGACUGCCGGCGAGAUGCCGUCGACCAAGACGCUGGACUGGGCGGAUGGCUUCCUGCUGGUGUACUCCAUUACGGACCGCGAUAGCUUCAGCUACAUCAAGCGGCUGCGUUCACACAUGGCGCAGUGGCGGCGGGAGGGCGGUCCGGCCGCCGCCGCUACCCCCAUGGUGCUGGUCGGCAACAAGGGCGACAUGAUCCACCUGCGGCAGGUCGGCAACGAGGAAGGUGUGUAA